AUGAAUCUUUAUUUUUCCGAGAGACUACACGAGUUGGCCGAGUUGUUGGCAGUUCUGGAACAUUUGGUAGAGGAGAACACGUGGGCAUUUGCCGUGGAAUGCCUGCUGGGCGAAAGCACGUGCUCAUACGCACUUCUAUACGAAAACUGCAGCUCCUGCGCUAGACUGCAAAGGCUUUGGGAGGACAAAACUUCCGUCCUUCUUGAGCAUUCACACCACGUGGGCACUGCCAACCUUUUUUCCUUCUUGAGUUUAUCGGUUUUACCAACACGUGGGCAGACGACUUAUGCGGGUCAUGCCGCUCUGUUUAACGCGCGAGUAUUUGAUACGUUUUGCACGCUGCUCGGCCCCCUCGGAAUGCUGACACGCGCAUUUGACAAAAGCAUGGCGGGCGUAGCCUUGCACGUGCUGGAGAGCGGUUACCAUUUCACCACGUGCUACCCCGAGCUUGUUCUCCAGCGCGGCUUUCUGCGCGUCCCCAUUGGCAUCAUCGACUAUUACUGCAGCGCAGCGCGUCAUUGUUCUGAGCAGCUUUUGCGGAAAUCGCUGGAGCUCAUAGCUUGCUUUAUUUCGCAAAAGCACGAGUACAGCGGAGCUUACGAGGACUUCUUGCGAGUUGCUUGGGAAAAAAUCGUUGCUCUAUCCUCAAAACAUGCGCUCCCUCCAGCACUCUAUAAGUGCGUUUCGCUUAUUUUGUUCACUCUUUUGAAAAAGUGUGCUGCUGCCAGAGAAGAAACAGGCUGGCAGAAGUUGUAUUCUGUGCUCUCCCAUUGGUCGGUAGAUGUUCGCUGGGAAGUGCGCGACGCUUUUCUUGAGUUCCUCCAGCUCUUUAGUCUUUCUUGUGAUGCGCCCGACACUGCGCGACCCAACUCUUCUUUUUUCCCUCCACCAGAGGUGCUUGGUUGCACGUGCAUUCCUCGUGACAAUCUAGCUGAAAACCAGAAAGACAGUGAUCUGUUUUCCUAUAUACUUAAAGAAGGCAGUCAAGAUUUAUUAAUGACCCGACUGGUAGACAGCGGAAGAGAUGAAAAUUUUUACGUGGCGAAGGACGCUCUAAAAACUAUUUCGUUGGCAAUGAUUCCCUCCCCAUCUUUUAGAAAAUAUUUUUUGGAAAGACUCAAAAGUGCUUAUUUGAAUAAUAAUAAUAAUAAUACCGCUCCUAAUCCCAAAAAUAUUAAGUAUAGCAAUAUGGCUUACUACGUAGACUACAUUAUAGGAAUAUACAAAAGCAGGCCUCACUUCCAUAUCCGUCUGAGUUGCUUCGAGGUUCUAUCUUCCUUUUUAGAACCAAACAGCUAUAAGCUUACUGGCGCUCGAUGCCUUUAUUGUUUCCUAAACCAAACUAUGUUACUCGACGCUGUCAAGUCUAUUGCCGAAGAACUGGAAAGUUUAAACCAGUUAUUUCGCUUGGCGUUAUUUCAUGACACUGAAUAUGAAGUUCGCAUAAGUUGUUACAACUUUAUUGUAGUUAUUAUGUGGUUGUUAGUUUCUAGCGCAACCUUUUCUUUGCAAGCAGAAACAUCGCAAACUGCACUGACAGGCGUGAGAACGCCAGAUGUUUUGUGCAUACUAAAGGGAGUUAAUGCCAUAAACCUACUACAACUCGGACUUGAUGAUGUUAUUCAAGUUCGCACCUUUCUGAAAAAAGCUGUAGUACCUCUAUUAAAGGGUGUAGACUCGUUAUGUGGAGCGUCUCUUAAGACUAAUUAUCUGUAUUAUGGUAGUACUGCAAACUUAGCGGAUAAAAGUCACGCUGAGGAAGCUAUUAAUUGGUUUACUGAAGCCAAACUUAAUCAUCUUAUCGAGUGUAAGGAGCUGGUAGUUGAUGAGUGCCUAGUGAAAAAAUUUGAUUUUUUGGAUUCAUUGCUUGAGCCUCUUACUCUCGCAGAAAAUCACAAGGACUGUUACUAAUUUAUAUGACUUGAUGUCAUACUUUAAACUAUAAAGAGGA
Molecule: messenger RNA, 1951 nt
Organism: Zophobas morio
Lineage: Eukaryota; Metazoa; Arthropoda; Insecta; Coleoptera; Tenebrionidae
Exons: 4
Coding region: 1-1911 (636 amino acids)
Source: RefSeq, a predicted model, not a curated record